GCAGGGGUGGUUGCUGGUUACUGGUUGGAGCGGAGCCGUGAGCCGUCAGUCUUCCGUCUUCCAUGGGCCUUGAUGCGUGCCUCUAGGCGCUUUCGCCUGCUGCCCAACUGUCCUUGUCUGCUGCUCACUGUCCUCGUCUGUCUGCCGGCCACUCUGCUCCUCAUCACCAUCAUCCAGCAUCCCUCCGCCGGCAUCAGGCAUCACACCCCGCAUCAGCAGGAGCAGCAUUAUCGAAACGGCAGUAAUGGCGGUGGCGGUAGCGGCAGCGCGGAAGCGUUCCGCGAACGCAUGUUGGCGCGGAUGGCGUCGCGACGCACACACUUGCACGCGGCAUGCACGCGUCUCGGCCUCCACCUGCCCGCCAACGACACACUGCAUCGGCCCAACCCCUGGGAGUUUUUCAUCAACCGCAAACACCAUCUCAUCUGGUGCAACGUAUUCAAGGCGGCGUCUUCAUCAUGGAUGUACAAUUUCAACAUUCUAGCCGGGUACACGCCGGCCUACCUGCGUCGCACCAACACGGUGGCUCUGACCCUGGCACGCCGGCGCUACCCUCGGCCAAGCCUCGCCCAACUGCGCCAGGCACUCAACGAGUCGCUCGCCUUCCUCGUCGUGCGUCAUCCCUUCGAGCGUCUGCUCUCCGCCUAUCGCGACAAGAUUCAGGGCGCCUGGCCCAACACGCUGCACGAGAAGCUCGGACAACAUAUUGUCAGCAAGUACCGCCUCGCCACAACCCAACAGGACAAAAAAUCAAUGAAAUCGAAAAAGUCCUACAAUCCAAGAUGGCCUACAUUCUCGGAGUUCGUGCGCUAUUUGAUAGACGUUCAUAGGAAAGGGGAAGUUCUCGACAUGCACUGGACUCCAAUCAUCGAGUUCUGUACGCCGUGCCACAUCGAAUUCGACAUCAUUGCCAAGUUCGAGACACUUCAUGAAGACCAAAGGUACCUGAUAGAUUUAGCAGGCUUGGGACACAUUAUAAAGCCUGAAUGGAAGAAUCCUAGUAAGGGAAGAAAUACGAAAGAAGUGAUUAGCACAUACUUCUCUCAGCUAACAAUUCGCCAAAUGAUACAACUUUACAACAUCUACAGGUUUGAUUUUGAAGUUUUCGACUACUCUUUGGACGAUUACACCCGAAUGGCGAAGCUGGAGCCAUCUAGUCCCACUUCUUUACCUUGAUCGUGCCUCAAACAGAAGCUUAUGUGAUAAUUUUUAAACGAUUAAUUGUUACGUAGUUAGUCCGAUAAGUCACCUAGCAAUAAGGUUUGUUUAGUAUGAAGAUACAGUGGUAAGAAGAUUGUUAAAACUUCAUAAUCAUCGAGAAUAGAAUAUAAUUCCUACAGCAGAAUCAAUAAUUGGUACAGAUUAUUCAGGGAUUUUCAUUCAUAGAAGAAUAAAUUCUUACUAUAUUAAGCCAGAAGGCUGAAUGAAUUACAAAAAGUCAUAUCGGAUUGUAACAUUGAAUAAACACCAAGUUCUUAAAAUGUAUGAAUUCAGGGCUAUUUUAUAAUUAAAUUGUAUUAUUGAUCUAUUAUUUUAUCAAUUUCAAAGGGUACUAUAGUUCUAUUUUAUAAACACCAAGUUAUCAACAAAUUUUGAUACGAGCAGAAAUCAGACAAUUCAAUCCAGCAUUGAGCUUAUUCCUGAAGUUUUAAGAUCUAUAAACCCUUAGAAUUUCACAAAUUUUUAAAAAAUUCUUGUAUUUUACAAAGUUUUAGUGAGUUUUAAUUCAAACUGAUAAUGUUUAUGUGAUACUCAUACAUUCCAGAAUAUUUGGAGAAAUACUAAAUAAAUGGAGCAAAUAAUGGAUGAGUAUCUUACCCUAUUUUCUAAUUUGGAAACUGAAAAUACAUUAAAUUCACAUUUUCAUAUUAUUUUUGCUCUAUUGGUGAAAUAUAAUGAAGAGCAAGUACUAAAUUUUCAUUAUACCAUGUACAUUAUUUUAUUCCUUAUUUUGAUUGUUCGUAUUUUGAUGAAUAUCAAACAAACAAUGCAAUGGAAUAUUACAUUAAAAGAAAUUUCAAAAUAAUUUGAUUACUAAAAAAUGUAACAGAACAAAUUUAGGAAAUUGAGCAAUGGAUAGCUUCCAUUCAACAUGUACGCCAUAAAUCCCCCAUUUGAUUCAACGAUGCUCUGUGGAAAUCAGUACUGUACUUAAAUCUCCCUAAGGUUCCAAAAUAUUAGAAACGAGCUUCAACUAUUUUAUCAAUUUUUCACUGAUAAGUGGAUUCUUUCGAUGUCAACAAUAGAAUAAUUGAAAAAUAAUAGAUAGAUUAGGCUCAAAUACUUUUCUCUUUAAUUCGUUGACAUGAAAUUGGCGUUCUACUUUAUACAAAUGGAUGUCGAAAGCAAUAUUUUGGGCAGAAAAUGAAUGAUCUACAUUUUUGAAGACGUUUCAUAUCUCUGAAAUAAAAUCUAAGUCCUAGGACAUACUCAAGCUGUUCAAGAAUAAAUACUGUAGAAAUGGUACUGUAGUUGAUGAAGUUUAUGAAGCUUUUAAUAUUGGAUUCAUGCAUUUUCGACUGAUAGCUUAAAUUUGAAACAGUUAGGGUAUGAUAUUCUAGGAAUUGAUUGUACUUUUGCAUAGAAAACGUAUGAAUGGAUCUAGAAAUUAACUAAUUGCGAUAUCUUAAAGAUAAAUAUAGAGUACAUGAAGUUAAAAAUCAAGUAACAAAACAAUCAGAAUUUGAAAUUAGAUCCUUUAACGUGCUUAUCUUAUCACACGAUGAAUUUUAUCAGGAUGUUGAAAAUUAAAAUAUUUUAUUCAAUUGAAAUAGUGCUAGGCCUAUAUUAACGUUGGAAUUACAAUUAAUCAUGAUCGUUCAAAUAGGGAAGUGAUUAUAUCGCCUUUCAAAUAUGGUUUGAAUAGAAGUUUAGAUUGAAAAUGCUAUUCUAAUGAAAUUUUUAGAUAAUGCAUUUAUUUUCCACUUAAUUGUUUUUUUAACAUCAACUAUCUAUAAAUUAGAAGAUGAAUUAUAGAAACUAUAAUUUAUAUAAAUUUCAACUAUAAAUUAUUAAAACUGAAUUGUUUUUUUCAACAUUAACUAUCUACAUUAACCUCUACUUUAUAGACACGAGAAAAAACUUUGGUACUAACAUUAUUUGAAUUAGAUAUGUAUCCAAAUUAAUACCUAACCAAAAUCUGAUACUCAUGUUUUUUACUACGGGUUUCUGUUAAAACAAGAACAUCAACUUCAAAUUUCAAACAGAAUAUAGCUCCAUCAAGAGAGUUAAAUUAUUUGAGAGGCUUGAUAUAACAUGGAAACGUAUAGAAUGAACGAAAAACUUGAUAAGACACCAAAACUAUCAUAUCAAACAACGAUGACCGAAUCUUAAAUGAAUACAACACGUAAUAACAUUUUAUUUUUGAGAUGAAGAUGAUAUAAUUUUGAGUAUUACAGUGAGGUAUAUAUAUUUAUUGCUUUAUUGUUUUGCACACUCACUAAGUUUUCCUGCACUUUGUUCAUGAUUUUAAAAAUACCAUUGAGUGCCGUUUGCACAGUAUCCGUUAAAUUUGUACGAAAUUUCAUUCUAAACUGGAUUAAAUCGAUAUUAAAUCUAGUUUGUUUCAAUGUGGUUCAUUUCAAGCCACCACCCGAUACAAUUCAGUUUAAACUGUGCAAACGGCCACAAUUAUCACAAGUUUAGAUGAUUUUAUGCACGAUAUUUUAUUGGUUAGUUUUAAUAAUGUUGAAAAUUGAUUACCAUCAAUAAUACCAGUUGUUUUGCUUUAAAAGAACUAUUAAUUAGUGAACUAAUGCAAAUAAUUGUGUACAUAGUGUAAAAAUAUACAAUUGUUGAAGAGUUUA
This is a messenger RNA of Nilaparvata lugens (brown planthopper), 3806 nucleotides long. RefSeq names its product carbohydrate sulfotransferase 11. Gene Ontology annotation, biological process: carbohydrate biosynthetic process. The record is from RefSeq and is a predicted model, not a curated record. The transcript has 6 exons. Gene Ontology annotation, cellular component: membrane. The coding region runs from base 73 to 1176 and encodes 367 amino acids. Lineage: Eukaryota; Metazoa; Arthropoda; Insecta; Hemiptera; Delphacidae. Gene Ontology annotation, molecular function: sulfotransferase activity.